Molecule: messenger RNA, 576 nt
Organism: Caenorhabditis remanei
Lineage: Eukaryota; Metazoa; Nematoda; Chromadorea; Rhabditida; Rhabditidae
Exons: 6
Coding region: 1-576 (191 amino acids)
Source: RefSeq, a predicted model, not a curated record
AUGAUUGCACCAAAAUUCAUCGUUGCUUUUGUUCUUGUAAUCUUCAUGACUCAUGUCUGCAAUGCAGACACCGAACGGGAAAUCGAAGUUGCCGACUCUUCCUUGAAUCUGGAUAUAGACGAGGAGAAGAUUUACUCCACUACCUACGACGAAAAUGAUUUCAAAGUUCUGAAACAUAUCUGCACCCUCUUUAUUGUGAUUCUCCUUGUGGCCAUUGUAUUUUCGGUGGUCAUUAGUCGUUCAGAACAUCGCGUGACUGCUGUGAGGCUUCUACUCCACACUCUUCGUUUUAAGCAGGUGCUUGUACCUACGGAGUUACUUGACCAGUUUUGGAGCCGAGGUUACUGGAAACAAACUCACUCCCUUCUUCAACAUCAGAUGCCUUCACAUAUGGUGUCUCGUUGUGUUAAAAAUAUCUACGGAAACAUCCACCGACGAACUCCAUCAGCCACCGGAAACAACUAUCGGAUCGUUUUCCCCCAACUUCUGGCCAUCUCAGUGGAAGUUGCUGAGUCUGAGCAACAGGUGUUGUACUGGCAGAAAGAGCCGGAUUGGCAGCAGAAGCAGAUGAGGUAG